AUGAUCCUCAUUGUAUUUGGAAAAAAAAUCCUCCAGAAAAAAUCGAAAAUGACCGAAAACUUGGAACAUUUCAAUGUUCAACAUUUAUUUCGACAAUUUUUUCUUAAAAAUCAAUGUGUUUCCGAUGCACAAUUAGAAUGCUGGAUUAAUCGUAUUCAACAAAAACUUCAUAGCCCACCAAUGGAUAAAGAAUUGGCCAUUAUGAAUGCCAACAGAAUAUUUCGUCAUUAUGGUUUUACCAUUAGAAAAGUUUUCUCUGAAUCUAUUGAUGAAACAUUCUACUAUUUAUUGACUAAUGAUAUCGAAGAUGUUUUGAAUGCCAAAUCAACAUGGACACAAGCCGAAAAUGCAUUCUAUCAUCUACUACUGGAUGCAAUCAUUCAGCCAUUCCUAGAAAACGAUUUUGAUAUUGAUGAUGAAGACGCUUUUAACGUGGCCAAACAUCUGGCAAUUGGUAUGACAUCGGCUAACAAUUUAGCACGAAACACAACAAUAGCGAUAAUUUUGGGCGAGAAAAUUGUUAAAAAUUGGAUCAAUCAACAUUGGUUCAAGCAGAUUGAUUCGGGAAACAAAAUAACAUUGGGUGUUCGGACAAUAGCACAGAAAAGUAGUUAUUUAAUUCGAAAAUAUGGUCUAUCCGCUUGUAAAUAUUGUAGUCUGGUUUGUUUUCAUGGCUUUUUCUGUUCCCAAUGUAAUGUUUGUUGGCAUGAAAAAUGUUUACCAGUCAACAGCACUACUUUAUUAUCACCAUUAUUGUGUUCAUCAUGUGAUUCACCAUUGGCUGUAAAUCAAAUUUUUAAUAACAAAAAUAAUAAUAAUUGAUUGAUGAUGAAAAAAAUUUAUUAAUUUCAAUCAAUCCUUGUAAAUUGAGAUUUAACUCUAAAGAGACAGAAAAAAAUAAAAUCAAUUGGU
Molecule: messenger RNA, 912 nt
Organism: Dermatophagoides farinae (American house dust mite)
Lineage: Eukaryota; Metazoa; Arthropoda; Arachnida; Sarcoptiformes; Pyroglyphidae
Biological process (GO): double-strand break repair via homologous recombination
Cellular component (GO): Smc5-Smc6 complex; nucleus
Molecular function (GO): ubiquitin-protein transferase activity
Source: RefSeq, a predicted model, not a curated record